Molecule: messenger RNA, 2368 nt
Organism: Dipodomys ordii (Ord's kangaroo rat)
Lineage: Eukaryota; Metazoa; Chordata; Mammalia; Rodentia; Heteromyidae
Gene: Xxylt1
Product: xyloside xylosyltransferase 1
Exons: 4
Coding region: 97-1278 (393 amino acids)
Molecular function (GO): UDP-xylosyltransferase activity
Source: RefSeq, a predicted model, not a curated record
CCCCCGCCAUGGCCGCCGCCUGGCGCGAGGGCUAGGUGGCCCGGGGAGAGUGUCUGCGAGGCCUUCCCGGUCGCUGGGCCUGCGGACUCGGGGCGCAUGAGCCUCCUUCGGGGCGCGCCCCCAUGCGCUCGGGCCAUGGCGCGCCUGGGCGCGGUGCGCUCCCACUACUGCGCGCUGCUGCUGGCCGCGGCGCUGGCCGUCUGUGCCUUCUACUACCUGGGCUCGGGGCGGGAGACCUUCUCGAGCGCCACCAAGAGGCUGAAGGAGGCCCGCGCCGGGGUCCCCGCCGCGCCCUCGCCGCCCGCGCUGGAGCUGGCCAGGGCGUCCCUGGCGCCGCCUCCGGGGGCCAAGGCCAAGAGCCUGGAGAGCGGCGGGGCCGGCCCGCUGGAUUAUCACCUUCUGAUGAUGUUCACCAAGGCGGAGCACAACGCCGCGCUGCAGGCCAAGGCCCGCGUCGCGCUGCGCUCGCUGCUGCGCCUCGCCAAGUUCGAGGCGCACGAGGUGCUGAACCUGCACUUCGUGAGCGAGGAGGCCAGCCGCGAGGUGGCCAAAGGCCUGCUGCGGGAGCUCCUGCCGUCGGCCGCCGGCUUUAAGUGCAAGGUUAUCUUCCAUGAUGUGGCCGUGCUGACGGACAAGCUCUUCCCCAUCGUGGAGGCCAUGCAGAAGCACUUCAGUGCUGGCUCAGGCACCUACUACAGCGACUCCAUCUUCUUCCUCUCGGUUGCAAUGCAUCAGAUCAUGCCCAAAGAGAUCCUGAGGAUCAUUCAGCUGGACCUUGACCUAAAGUAUAAGACCAACAUCCGGGAGUUGUUUGAGGAAUUUGACAAUUUUCUGCCGAAUGCUGUCAUUGGCAUAGCCAGAGAGAUGCAGCCAGUGUACAGACACACGUUCUGGCAGUUCCGCCAUGAGAACCCCAACACCAGAGUUGGGGACCCUCCACCUGAGGGGCUGCCUGGCUUCAACAGUGGGGUGAUGCUGCUGAACCUGGAAGCCAUGCGCCAGUCCCCUCUCUACAGCCGUCUGCUGGAGCCCUCCAGGGUGCAGCAGCUGGCUGAGAAGUACCACUUCCGUGGCCACCUUGGUGACCAGGACUUCUUCACCAUGAUCGGCAUGGAGCACCCGGAGCUCUUCCACGUGCUGGACUGCACCUGGAAUCGCCAACUCUGCACCUGGUGGCGGGACCAUGGCUACAGCAACGUCUUUGAGACCUACUUCCGCUGUGAGGGCCACGUGAAGAUCUACCACGGGAACUGCAACACCCCAAUCCUGGAGGACUAGCCAGUUACACCUGCCUUCGUAGGGCCUGUGGACCUGGGGGAGAGAGGGGUCUCCAGAGACACCCCGGGGUCAGAGACCGCAAGGAUCCAAGGGACUUUGGAAUUCAAGCACGGCACAUCCCCCACCUGGCUGGUCUCUGUCCUGGGGCCUAUGCAUGGCUGCUGCUCAGGAACUUUCCCUCCAGAGCUCCAGGCUUCUUGAAGGACAAAUACAUGUACAUCUUCUGGAGGGCGUGGAAACAGCAGUUGAAGAGCAGGCGGGAAAGAAAAUGGUGCCCUUACCCUUAAAGAAUAAAAUCCUUUAAAAACUAGCUCUUCUUCCCUCAAAUUGAUAGGCUUCUGUUUUGUGAGGAAGAGCAAACAGUAUGGUUCCAGCUCUCUGUGAGCUCUUACUGAGUGAGCCAGGGUUGUAACAAAUAGCUUGAAGUGUAAGUGUCCAGGUGCAGAACUUCCUUCCGCGGCAUCAACCCUGAUGGAGCACAUCUUUUCCCAGGAGGCUGUGCACCACCUCUUGCAGUGAUCACAUUGCUUGGUGCAGGCUUCACGAUUACCCCCUCUUUGGGGAGAGGCUCCAGAGUCAGCUGGGGCUCACACAACACCCUCUUGUUGUAACAUUCUCAGUUUUAUCUCCCAAUUACAUCACAGAAACUCAUUUUCUCUUAUCCAUGCAGACCAACUCCAAGUAACCUGGCUAUGCUAAGAAAUCAAAUCCACCAGCCAAGGACAGAGAUUGGCCACUUCAAGAACAUGCAGUUCAUCCUCUGACCCGGGGAGACUCAUUACUCAAGGAGACCAGCAGUCUACAAGUACAACCAUGUGGGCUUGGAAAGGGUGAGCCCUGUGGGCUUAUAAUCAUUCCAGUCUCUUCAUUAAAAAAUUAAUAACUAAAAAUCAUCCUCCUACUUUCCUAUGGUGCAUGCCAGAGCCCGCCCCUUAGUGGAAGUGAGUGUCAGGUUCUGUGACACUGCAGAGAUUGAGCUUCCCCUAGUCCAUGAGAGGAAUGUUUUGGCAUUUUCCUCUUACUUUGUCUUAAUUGCAUUUCCUUUUUCCAUUUCGUAAAGACAGCUAAUAAACAAUCUUUGCAAAUACAA